Messenger RNA from Pediculus humanus corporis (human body louse), 2877 nucleotides. RefSeq lists its product as uncharacterized. Bases 1 to 2877 code for a protein of 958 amino acids. The record is from RefSeq and is a predicted model, not a curated record. The transcript is spliced from 2 exons. NCBI's taxonomy places the organism in Eukaryota, Metazoa, Arthropoda, Insecta, Psocodea, Pediculidae.
AUGAUACAAAAUAGGAGAAAAUCAAGGUGGAAGCUUAAAUUUCAUCAUCAGGCGUUACCUCCGGAAUAUCUCAGACACUACAAACAACAAGAAAGAAAAAGAAUAAUAAAACAAACGGAAACAAAUAAAAACAAUAAUAAUAAUAAUAAAAUUAAUAAAAGUGAAAAUAAAAAAACAAGAAAAGAGUGUAAUAAAAAUAAUAAUAAUAAUAAUGAUACGGUGAAAUAUCGGGAAGUGACGGCCGUUUUAAAUAUGGAUAAUGUUAUCAAGAGAGAAGAAGAAGAAGGAAAAGAAAAAGAAAAAGAAGAAAAAGACGUGGAAAGACUGAAAAAAUCAACAACAAUCACGUCCGUCGUUAAUUGUUUUAAUGAUAAUAAUAAUAAGAAAUCACCAUCACCGGAAGUGUUGAUACAAUCUCGCGUGUCACCGGAAACGAUAUUUCGAACAACUUUAUCCGGUAUACCGAAUUUAAACGUGGACGUGUCACAGAAUAAAGUUUUCUUGGAAAAUUUACUAACGAAUCAAAUCGAAAUAAAUAGAGUGGAUGAAAAAGAGAAAAAAUAUACGACCGUUAAAAAUUCUCUAACGCAAUUUAACAAAUUGAAAAGUGUUAAAACGGAAGAAAGGCAAAAAUCAUAUUCAAUACCAUCUAGCGGUAAAAUAAUGAAUUAUUCGGAUUUACCCUAUAUGGGUGAAAUCACCCUGGAUGGUAUUAAACCGAGAAGGGGUAGAAAACCUAAAAAAGCGGAUAUAUGUCAUUUGAUAUAUAAAAAUUACGGUCAAGUUUUUCCGGGUGCACCGGAAAAACAAAACGUUACGGAAAUGGUUGACGAAACGUUGUUGAAAAAAGAAAUAAAAUGGCGACCGGAUAUAAAUAAAUGUCAUUUAACUUCUAGUCAUAAUAAAACCAAAGGAUCUUUUGAUAACGGAGUAGGAGCGAGUUCCGAAAAUGUUUUGCCAACCGUAUCCGGUUUAAUUAAUCACGCGGAAGUUCAAAAUCGUAUAAUUAAUUCUUUGUUAGAAAAGAGACUGACUCAGGGGUUAAAAAUAAAAAAAAAUUAUCUUGCCAAAGAAGAUGGAGGAGAUGGUGGAGAAGGAGGGAUUGAUAAAGAUGAUAAAAUAAAUUUGGAAAAUGAAGAACCGUUAAAUUUAUGCAUAAGAGAUUUGGAAUCGUUGAAAAUUAAAUUGUCGAGAAAACAUGGCAACAUUUACGAAACGAAACAUCAAAAAGAAACGGAAACGAGAUUUAUUAUAAAAACGGAAAUUGAUGAUGAUCCUAAUCCGGAUGUUAUAAUACAAACAACAACGGAUAAAAGCGAUUCGGAUAUAGAAACGACGGAUGAAAACGAAGAAGAAGAAGAAGGAGAUGAUGAUGGCGAUGGCGAUGGUGAUGGUGAAGAUGAUGAAGAAGAAGAUGAUUUGGCACCGUUUAAUUUGGUCACGACAGAAUUAAGAGAGUCAUCAGAUGACGACACAUUUUUAAGUCUGGAUGAUCAAAUGAGUCUAACGAAAAAAUCAGAAAUGAAAACAAAAUUUGAAAAACAAAAUUCGACUGAGGAUUCUAGUCCGAUUUUAUUAUGGCCGGGUAGUAAUUUUUUCCUUCCUAACGUGUCGCCAUCUUUAUUGUGUAAUAGAAAAAUUGAUGACGUUGCAUCAUCAUCGAAUUCCAUUAAAAUCGAUACGUGUUCGUCGUCGUCGUCAUCUUUGAAUCGGGAACAAAAUCGUAAAAAUUCUAAAAGUAAAGUUGAAGGACACAGAACUCAAUUAAAAAGAAUGUCAUCGACGAGUAAUGGUGGUAAUGGUGGCAGUGGUGGUGGUGGUGCCGGUGGUGGUAACGGUUCAAAAUCAUCAAACGUUUUAACAAAAAGAAAACGUUCGGCAAUAUUCAUUCCACCAGUACCUUCGGAAAGUACGACUAAUCCCACGACGGAAGUUAGCAUAUGCAAAUUUAAAUUUACCGGUGGUGCGAAACCUUCUUUGCAAGAAAAAAAAAUGUUGAGCGUUGAUUCCGGUGGUAAUUUCCGGUAUUAUUCAGGUACGGGAGAUAAAUCAAUGAGAGGCUACGAAUAUUUUCCCAGGGAAAGUUUACAACAGUGUCAGGAAAAUACAGGAUGUUCACCAUCGGGAGUUUUUUUAACGGCAUCAGCAUUGGGAAGCGGUGAAAAAAUCCCGGAAGAAAUCGGUCAUUCGGGAUUUUUCGAUCCCGAUUUUCCGAUACAGGUAUCAAUACCUAAACAAUCAUCGGAACAAAAAACAAAAUUAAAAAUAAAAUCUAAAAAAUACGGAUUGGAAAGGAGGGGAUCGGAUGUGACGACGACGACGACGACGACGGCAACGACGCCGCCUUAUCGAACUUUAAGAGAGCAUUUAUUGGCGCCAAAAUGCGAAUCAGCGGAAGUGACCAUGUUUCCGGAAGACAUAACCAGAGAUGAUGGUAAUUCAUCGGAUCAAUCCGGCGGUGAAGGUUUCGAUUUUAGAAAUUUACCACAAAGUUAUUUUGAUAAUUUUAAAAUUCACGAUGAUACAACCGGAAGUAUGACGUCAAAAAUUGACGAAAAUUUAAAUAGAAAUAAAAAAUUUCGUAAAACGAGAAAAUCGUUGGCGAGAGAAAAACUCGAACAAACUUUUAAAGAAAAAGGUUUUCUCAUACAAACGCAACAACUUGAAUCCGCCGAGGGUGCAACUUAUUGUAAGUUCAGACAAUUGAGAAAAUUCACGAGGUACCUGUUCAGAAGUUGGAAAGAUUAUUUACCCGGAAAUGUAAGAAAUCUUAGCGUCGAUGCCGGAGUCGAUAAUAGAGACAUGAUACUCGAUAUACCGGAAACGAGUGUUAGAAUCGAUUCGACGGAUCCGGAAACGGAUGAUAAAUUAAAAUAA